Lolium rigidum is the source of this 4083-nucleotide messenger RNA. Its product is annotated as probable pre-mRNA-splicing factor ATP-dependent RNA helicase DEAH5. Bases 39 to 3749 code for a protein of 1236 amino acids. The record is from RefSeq and is a predicted model, not a curated record. Gene Ontology annotation, biological process: spliceosomal complex disassembly; mRNA splicing, via spliceosome. The transcript has 2 exons. Lineage: Eukaryota; Viridiplantae; Streptophyta; Magnoliopsida; Poales; Poaceae. Gene Ontology annotation, molecular function: RNA helicase activity; ATP binding; RNA binding. Gene Ontology annotation, cellular component: intracellular anatomical structure; catalytic step 2 spliceosome.
CCGUGACCGACCACCAAACCCUAGCUCCACAUCCACCCAUGGCGCCAGCGGCGGCGCCGGCUGGCCCCGCCGACGACGGGCUCCGGAAGCUGGAGUACCUAUCGCUCGUCUCCAAGGUGUGCUCCGAGCUCGAGACCCACAUCGGCGUCGGCGACAAGGUGCUGGCCGAGUUCAUCACCGAGCUCGGCCGCGACGCCCCCGACGUCUCCGACUUCGACGCCAAGCUCAAGGCCAACGGCGCCGACCUCCCCGACUACUUCGUCCGCACGCUCCUCACCAUCAUCCACGCCAUCCUCCCGCCGCCCGCCCACAACCCUAGCUCCGCCGCCUCCCACUCCGGCGCCGGAAGCUCCAAGUACCGCGCGCUCACCCGCCCCGACGACCCAGAUCGCGCCAGAGAUCUACGCCUCGAGCUUGAGCGCGACGCCGCGGCGGCAGCCCCUGCCCCCGCCCCCGCUAGGGACCGCCCCCGCGACGAUGACCGAUCUCGGGACCGCGACCAUGACCGCAGGCGCGACGACCGCGCGCACCAUGACCGCAGUCGUGACAGAGACCAUGGCCGCGGGCGUGGUGACCGCGACCGUGCGCAUGAUGACCGUGGCCAUGAUCGAGGCCGUGACCGAGACAGUGACCGUGGCCGUGACAGGGAUCGAGACCGCGGUCGCCGCGACAGAGACCGGGAGGGAGAUCGAGACGGUAACUGGCGGAGGGACCAGGACCGCCCCCAGGAAAGGGGCAGAGACAUGGACAGGGAUGCAGACAAGGAGGCCCAAGGAAGGAGUAGGAGGUAUGGUGACGACAAGGGAGAGCAGGAGAGGGGUGGAGGAAGGAACACGACGAAUGCUCUUACAAAUUCGAGCGGUGACCCGGAGCUUUACCAGGUGUACCGGGGGAGGGUGACCCGUGUGAUGGACACUGGUUGCUUUGUCAGGCUUGAGGAUGUACGUGGUGGCCGUGAGGGCCUUGUUCAUGUAUCGCAGAUGGCAAGCAGGCGGGUUGCCAAUGCAAAGGAGGUGGUGAAGCGUGAUCAGGAGGUGUUCGUGAAGGUCGUUUCAGUGAAGGGGGAUAAAUUAAGUCUCUCGCUGAGAGAUGUCGAUCAGGAUACGGGAAAGGACCUCCUACCAAUGCAGCGUGGUGCGGAGGAUGCGCCGAGGACCAACCCGUCUGUUGGUACUGGUGGUGCUCUCGGGUCUGGCAGGAGGUUGGGCCUAUCAGGGAUUGUGAUUACGGAGGAGGAUGAGGUUGCACCCAUCUCACGGCGCCCCCUCAAACGGAUGAGCUCACCAGAGAGGUGGGAGGCCAAGCAGCUAAUUGCUUCGGGUGUUCUGGAUGUCAGGGAUUACCCACAGUUCGAUGAGGAUGGUGAUGGUAUGCUGUAUCAGGAGGAGGGGGCAGAGGAGGAGCUGGAGAUUGAGCUUAACGAGGACGAACCAGAGUUCUUGCAGGGACAGAGCAGAUUCUCAAUUGACAUGUCACCCGUUAAGAUUUUCAAGAAUCCAGAGGGUUCAUUAAGUCGAGCAGCAGCUCUCCAGACUGCCCUCAUCAAGGAGCGGCGUGAGGUUCGAGAGCAGGAGCAGAGAGCAAUGCUGGACUCCAUACCCAAGGAUCUGAACAGGCCAUGGGAGGACCCAAUGCCUGAUACAGGUGAGCGACACCUUGCACAGGAGCUGAGAGGUGUUGGGCUAUCAGCUUAUGACAUGCCAGAAUGGAAGAAGGAAGCCUAUGGAAAAGCUUUAACUUUUGGGCAGAGGUCAAAGCUUUCGAUCCAAGAGCAGAGGCAGACUCUUCCAAUAUACAAGCUGAAGAAAGAGCUGAUUCAAGCUGUCCAUGAUAAUCAAGUUUUGGUUGUUAUUGGAGAAACUGGCUCCGGAAAGACAACUCAGGUGACACAAUAUUUGGCCGAAGCAGGUUAUACCACAAGAGGUAAAAUUGGUUGUACUCAACCUCGUAGGGUGGCUGCCAUGUCUGUUGCCAAGAGAGUGGCAGAAGAAUUCGGUUGUCGACUCGGAGAGGAAGUUGGUUAUGCCAUUCGUUUUGAAGAUUGCACUGGGCCAGAAACUGUGAUAAAAUACAUGACUGAUGGAAUGCUUCUGCGUGAAAUUUUAGUUGAUGAGAACCUUUCCCAGUAUUCAGUAGUCAUGCUUGAUGAAGCUCAUGAAAGGACCAUCCACACAGAUGUCCUCUUUGGUUUGCUGAAGCAGCUUAUUAAGCGUAGAUCUGACAUGAGGCUUAUCGUUACUUCUGCUACCCUUGAUGCUGAAAAGUUUUCCGGGUAUUUCUUUAACUGCAACAUCUUCACAAUCCCGGGAAGAACAUUCCCAGUGGAGAUACUCUACACCAAACAACCAGAAAGUGACUACUUGGAUGCUGCAUUAAUUACCGUGCUCCAGAUUCACUUGACAGAGCCUGAGGGUGAUAUCCUUGUUUUCUUGACCGGACAAGAGGAGAUUGAUCAUGCCUGUCAAUGUCUAUAUGAGAGGAUGAAGGGGCUGGGAAAGGAUGUUCCUGAGCUUAUAAUUUUGCCUGUGUAUAGUGCUCUUCCUAGUGAAAUGCAGUCAAAGAUCUUUGAGCCAGCUCCACCAGGGAAGAGGAAGGUUGUUGUUGCCACCAAUAUUGCUGAAGCUUCUUUGACCAUUGAUGGCAUAUUUUAUGUCAUCGACCCUGGUUUCGCCAAGAUCAAUGUUUAUAAUUCAAAACAAGGCCUCGAUUCGUUGGUCAUCACUCCAAUCUCACAAGCAUCAGCGAAGCAAAGAGCAGGGCGUGCUGGCCGUACUGGACCUGGCAAAUGUUAUCGUCUAUACACUGAAAGUGCUUACCGCAAUGAAAUGUCUCCCACGACGAUUCCAGAAAUUCAGAGGAUCAAUUUGGGAUCUACAGUUCUUAAUAUGAAGGCAAUGGGGAUAAAUGACUUGUUAUCCUUCGACUUUAUGGACCCCCCAGCACCCCAAGCACUCAUCUCAGCUAUGGAACAGCUUUACAGCCUUGGCGCUCUUGAUGAGGAGGGGCUUCUUACCAAAUUGGGUAGAAAAAUGGCUGAAUUCCCACUGGAUCCACCACUUUCAAAGAUGCUACUAGCUAGCGUCGACCUUGGCUGCAGUGAUGAGAUACUGACUAUCAUAGCUAUGAUUCAAACAGGGAAUAUUUUCUAUAGGCCUAGAGAAAAGCAAGCUCAAGCUGAUCAGAAAAGGGCCAAAUUUUUCCAGCCCGAGGGGGAUCAUCUUACUCUUCUUGCUGUAUACGAGGCUUGGAAGGCAAAGAACUUUUCAGGGCCCUGGUGCUUUGAGAAUUUUGUUCAGUCAAGAUCACUAAGGAGGGCGCAAGAUGUGAGGAAACAGCUUCUCACUAUUAUGGAUAGAUAUAAAUUGGAUAUUGUUGCUGCUGGGAAGAACUUUACGAAAAUAAGGAAAGCGAUCACAGCGGGCUUCUUUUUCCAUGCGGCCAGGAAGGAUCCCCAGGAAGGCUACAGAACCUUGGUGGAAAACCAGCCAGUGUACAUCCACCCCAGCAGCGCACUGUUCCAGAGGCAGCCGGACUGGGUCAUUUACCACGAGCUCGUGAUGACAACGAAGGAGUACAUGAGGGAGGUGACGGUGGUCGACCCGAAAUGGUUAGUGGAGUUGGCGCCGAGGUUCUACAAGGGUGCAGACCCAACCAAGAUGAGCAAGAGGAAGCGGCAGGAGAGGAUCGAGCCUCUGUACGACAGGUACCACGAGCCCAACUCAUGGCGUCUCAGCAAGCGCCGAGCUUGAUUGUCCAACAAGAGUGAAAUUUUGGCGAACUGUAAAUACUUAUGGUCUGCUUGUAGACACUGUUACAGUAGGUAUUUUGACCUACGUAAUGUUACCAUGAGACUAGUUGUAUGGAUAAUAGUUCCACCUCUCUGGGUGAUUCAGUUUUCCCUUGUUGAGAUAAUUUAGAUACUAAUAUGUUCUAAUUGACUUCUUGUCGCUUGUGAAGCCAGAGUGGAAAAUUCAGCUGUAAUCUCCUUUACCCUACCCUUCAUAGACCAGCCUGUUGUUAUUUUGUUUGUACUUUCUUUUUUCGAGGAAUGUUUGAAGUUUAUGAUACUCCAGUUAUAGACCA